AUGUGGCCAUUGAUUGCCAUCCUUUUGUUGUCAAUCUCUUUCCAUGGUGUCCGUGGCGGUGGUUCAGUAGUUCAACCAAUACAAGAUGCACCGACAUCAGUCAGUGCAAAUUCAACAUUAGAUACGACCGCGCAAAACACCACAACGCAAGAUUGGAGUAUACCCCUUUCUUGGACGAUGACAGGAAAUAGCAUGCAGCUGUUUGAAUCUACGCAUGUAUGCACAAUGUUGACCUCACCCGCCGUUGGAGGUGUUUACCAAGGUUCGACUAGUAUGGCCAUUCGAUGGCUGUAUGACAAUGAUGGCAUUCAAAAGUUUCGUACCGAGUUGAACCGGGCGGUGGACAUGAGCAUCGAUCUGUGGUGGGUCGACAACCAGACCAACCAGACAGGCCAGAUAGCGUCUGGAGUAGAUCCCUUGAGUGGGGUCUAUUUGUGGGAUAUUCCUUCCCAAUUAUCUUCUACCUUCAACAAACGACUUUAUGUUGUACUACAACCCUCGUGGACUGGAUUGACAGCUGAGGAAGCCAGUGAUACUUCCACAUUCGAACAGGACAAUGGUCUCGACUGCAUUAGUCACCCUCAGGUAGCAGGUCCCUUUACCAUGCUGCCCCAAUCAAGGCCCUUAUUCUUUGUAACCGGACCCGACCCAGGGACAUCCCAACAAGAAGGCACUGGCCUUCUCGCUAAUUUACCUUUGGGACGUCUAUUUAUUGACAUGGCCCUUCCAAUUACUUGGUAUUGUACCCUCCCGAAUAUUGCAACGAUUGAUAUCUUGCUGGUACCCACCGACCAACAAAAUGCGUCGGACACUGUGACGAUUGGCAAGAAUCUCAAUGUAUAUACUGCCCGCUAUUAUUAUUCCGUACCUCAGAGCAACACUUUCUCGAUGGAACGCAGCUAUAGGAUCAUGUUGUACGGAUACACUGUUAAUUUUACUCAGUCACCGUUUGUAACCUGGGCAGCAGAAGGGCCUUACCGCAUCACAGAUCCAUAUGGCCUGACUGCUCUUUAA
Molecule: messenger RNA, 1014 nt
Organism: Phycomyces blakesleeanus NRRL 1555(-)
Lineage: Eukaryota; Fungi; Mucoromycota; Mucoromycetes; Mucorales; Phycomycetaceae
Exons: 2
Coding region: 1-1014 (337 amino acids)
Source: RefSeq, a predicted model, not a curated record